Messenger RNA from Alosa sapidissima (American shad), 609 nucleotides. RefSeq names its product histone H2A. The coding region runs from base 136 to 513 and encodes 125 amino acids. Gene Ontology annotation, cellular component: nucleosome. Gene Ontology annotation, molecular function: structural constituent of chromatin; DNA binding; protein heterodimerization activity. Lineage: Eukaryota; Metazoa; Chordata; Actinopteri; Clupeiformes; Clupeidae. The record is from RefSeq and is a predicted model, not a curated record. The transcript has a single exon.
GUUGAUUGGCUCUCAGCAUUUUGUUCUCAUCCACUGAGGCACGGAGUAGCACCGCGCUGGUGUGGCAUAAUAAGACAUGCCUUUCCACCGCUUAGCAUUUAAGUAUUCAGACGAACUCUCAACACUUGCUGAAAAAUGAGCGGUAGAGGCAAAACCGGUGGCAAGGCCAGAGCAAAGGCCAAGACUCGUUCAUCCAGGGCUGGACUUCAGUUCCCAGUGGGCCGUGUGCAUAGGCUGCUGCGUAAAGGCAACUAUGCUCAGCGUGUCGGCGCUGGUGCACCGGUCUACUUGGCUGCUGUUCUCGAGUAUCUGACUGCUGAGAUUCUAGAGUUGGCCGGCAACGCUGCCCGUGACAACAAGAAGACUCGUAUUAUUCCCCGCCAUCUGCAGUUGGCUGUGCGUAACGACGAGGAGUUGAACAAGCUGCUCGGCGGAGUGACCAUCGCUCAGGGUGGUGUGCUGCCCAACAUCCAGGCUGUACUGCUGCCCAAGAAGACUGAGAAGUCCAAGUAAACCUGCUCCUAAUUCUCCGAAACAAAAGGCUCUUUUAAGAGCCACCCAAAUACCCAUAAAAAAAAAUAAUUCCAAGCUACCUUCGCCCUUAACGUG